AUGAUGUUGGGCAUCUCUCCCGCUGAUCCGUUUGUACGCGAGUGCGAUGUGCGGGAUCGCCGAUGCGCCCAUGCUCUCAACUGCGAAACCAUUCCCGAAGCCUUGCGCAGCACCUCCUUCUUCAACUCGACAGACAACUCCAAGCGCCGCGUCUCCACGCACCUCUUUUGGAAGCGCAUCUUGGGAACCAAUUCGCUCGUGUCAGACCAGCUGCUCAAGGUGUCGUGGUCGCUGCUUGAAUCCUGUUCUCAUGGCAUCCGCGGAAACGGUCAAGCGAAACAGGGUGCCGGCCAGCCCAUCUGCGUGAACCCCUUUCACUACGCACUGCCGGCCAAGCCUGCGCUUGAGCUGACAGAGGCUUUACAGGAAUUGUGCCGCACCAUUCAACUCCAGCCACAAAGCCAGGCGGGCGUCGACGGCAACGGUACCAAUCUCAUGUUUUUUUCCCUGACACAACCCUCGGGCAACCCCGGUCUUGGAACAGGCAACCUGCCUUGGGGUCAGUCCACUGGUUGGCUGCAGCACCAGGGCUUGCAGCCCAUGCCACAGGCCAUGCAAGUGCCACAACACUAUCAGGCUGGCCCGCCCACGGUCCAGUUCCAGCCCCCACCUUCCAUGGCUGAUGCCCGGUGGGCUUCUUCACAAGCCCCCAUGGCCACACAUGGCUAUGGCGACUCAACAAUCAUGAUACAGCCAAGCCAAUUCGGCACCAUGUCUGGUGGCAGCUCUGACAACGCUCACGGCCCGGCUGCCUCCCCCAAUUGGACCACCAACAAGGCUGACGCUUGGAGCUUGGGCAUGCCACCCGGAUCUUCGUCCAAUGUCGAUGCUAAACCAGACAUCAAGGGUGUCGCGGCGCACGCCUCACCACAGAUGCCUCGCAACAGCCGUCUCAGCGACGACGUUGAUCUGAGCUUUUCUCAAAACAUGCAGCCCCACGAUGACUCAUCAUGGGCCAACUACCCGCAAUCUGCCAUGGACCCUGAUGUAGAGGAAAGCCAUGCCGAUCACAUGAACGACCUCAGCUCGCGGCUGGGUGCCGCCGACUGGGAGGGCGUCGUGAGCAGCAGUCGCGUCUAUCCCCUGCUUGAGGGUCCUCAGUUUGAUGCAGCCUCUUCGACUUCUGGCUUGGUCGAGGGUGCAGCGCGGCGUUCCGCAGGCGGCAUCUUGCUCGCUGACGUAGCCAUGAUUCCCAGCGCCGAGGACAAGAGCAUGAGUUCUGCUGUGAGUAGACAAUCCCCUUCUGCUCUUGUUGAUACAACCCAUUCAGGUGACACAGCAGCAGCAUCCGCGGGAUCAUCUUGUCGAACUGGGCGCCAGAGCACAGCCGCUGUGGCGCCGAGUUCGUCCUUGGCCAAGUCUUCGCAGUCGCAGUCGCAGUCGCAGUCGCAGUCGCAAUCACAGCCACAGUCGAAGCGGUCAAAGCUUGCGACCUCGGCUCCCAGCUCCACAGAUGUGGGCAAGUCGAGUCCCUCGUCUUCGCAAUCAUCGCCAAAAGGCUUUACGCCUCUGCAACCGCUACCUUUGCAGCAACAGCUCCAACAACGACCUUCGUCGUGUCGUCAAGGAUCCUGUGACCGCUCGCUACACCACUUGAUGCAAGCUCCCAUGCGCAUUCCGGCCAGCAACACAGCCAGCGACGGAGGCUCCCCGGGCAGUGGCGUCAAGCGCUUCAAUCAAGGGGCCGAGGAUCGACCGCCUCGCGCUCAGCGGCCCUCCAACAAACGGCGUACAGUUUCUCGUGGUGACACAACCGUUGAACCACCGGUCUCUGAUCCUGUGAAGCGCAUCAAGUCUGCCAUCGACAUUCAUGCUGCUUGA
Molecule: messenger RNA, 1821 nt
Organism: Monosiga brevicollis MX1
Lineage: Eukaryota; Choanoflagellata; Craspedida; Salpingoecidae
Exons: 5
Coding region: 1-1821 (606 amino acids)
Source: RefSeq, a predicted model, not a curated record